GGGCGUAGUGUCAAAACGGUCUCAUCCUUAAACAUCCACUAGUAUUAUGGCUGACGACCAGCUGGAUCUGGUGUCCCGGGACCCGAACGGAGUUAACGCCCAUUUAGGGACACUUUUGUUUAACGAUGUCCUUGGUGAGCCCGAUGGUACCCACAGUAUCGACUGCGUCUGGAAGCUGUCCUACAUGUGUUUCGAAUGCUGGAAGGGUCUCUGCUACAAACUCCUCACCCUCUUCUGUGGUAUCUGUAUUGCAGCGGAAUGGGGCUGUGAGUUCGCCUACAUAGCGUUCUAUCAUGUAUGGUUUCUAUCCCCAUGCAUGAAGAUAUUUGAAAUCAACUGCGUACUUUGUCAAAAAAUCUACGCCACUGUCAUUAACUGUUGUAUGUUGCCAUGUUUUGAGGCGCUAGGGGGAUGUUUCAUACACUUUAAAAGAUGAUCGAUUUGUAUACCAACUGAUGAUGAUGAUGAUGAUGAUGAUGAUGAUGGAUUCACUUCUGGUUCAAAUACAACCUUUUUUCAAUGUAUAAUUUAUAAUAACUUGUUCUACAGUUUACUUUAAUAAUAUUGAAACUAUUAUGUCACAUUAAUGUAUACCAUAUCAGUUACCAUUA
Molecule: messenger RNA, 611 nt
Organism: Mizuhopecten yessoensis (Yesso scallop)
Lineage: Eukaryota; Metazoa; Mollusca; Bivalvia; Pectinida; Pectinidae
Product: caveolin-1-like
Exons: 2
Coding region: 47-436 (129 amino acids)
Biological process (GO): caveola assembly
Cellular component (GO): caveola
Molecular function (GO): molecular adaptor activity
Source: RefSeq, a predicted model, not a curated record